Molecule: messenger RNA, 1670 nt
Organism: Amborella trichopoda
Lineage: Eukaryota; Viridiplantae; Streptophyta; Magnoliopsida; Amborellales; Amborellaceae
Product: 3'-5' exonuclease
Biological process (GO): nucleobase-containing compound metabolic process
Molecular function (GO): nucleic acid binding; 3'-5' exonuclease activity
Source: RefSeq, a predicted model, not a curated record
UCCAUCUUUAAGAUAGAUGGGUGAUGCUACAAGGGACACAAAUUAGUUAUGCAUAUAGCUGCAUCUGUACCGUUCAUUCUUAGAAGGUACGGUUAUGAACGGUCUUUGUUCCUUCCGCAUGCACAUAUUUUGUCCGAAGUGAUACUGCAAGUUUUUGAGGAGAGCAGCCGUAUCAAAACCUCGACCUUUUGGGUUUUGAAAGUUGCAAUGAAAAAUUUGCCGCCCCGCCCUUUUUCGAGUUCAAACUUCAAAGUUAGGGUUUCUAUUGUUCCAGAAUCAGGGGUUCUUUAUCCAUUUCCACAAAAUUAGGGUUAUCUAAGACCAUUUCCGAAGCUAGGGAUUCUUUUUCGUUUGCAAAAUUAUUAGGAUUUGUCUUCUUUUUUCUGCAGCAUUAGGGAUUUUCUCUUCCAUUCCCAGUAUCUUCGCUCCUUUUUUUUUUGAUUUUAGUGUUGAAUCUUCUGUUGCUGAUUUAUUUACCCAAAAAAAAAUGUAGGUUUGUGAUUUUCUACAUCCAUUUGGAAAAUACAUUUUCUUCCUUAUUCAAAAAGUUUGUGUUUUCUUUGUUCCCAUUGUGAAUCUCUGUUUUUCUUCUUCAUUUUCAAGAAUUGGAUGUUCUUUUUACGAAAAUUUAGUCUUGCAUUUGCUUCCAUUUAGAGGAUUGGAAACCUAGCUAGGGUUUUUGAAAACUAGGCUUUCAGUCUGUAAUGGAAGCAGAUGCUCUGAGCGCUGGUUCUGCAUUUGAUUGGGACACAAUUAGUGAAGAGGAGCUCCAAGCUAUAGAAGAGGCAUGUGAAAUUGCAGAAGCAGCUUCUUUAAAACGAAAGAGAACGCUUCCUCCUUCUUGGGGAUCUUCUCCAUGCACACUUAGACCUUUUAAAGCUGUUAGUCCACAGGUCAGGUAUCCAGUGAUGAAUUUUGGAGGUUGUAUUGUAUAUAGCAGAACAUUAGCGGAAGUUGAGAGUGCUACAGUGCAACUAUUGAAGAUUAUUGAGGCAAAGAGACAGAGUACAGAUUGCAUUUCAAUGGGAUUCGACAUUGAAUGGAGACCCAUCUUCAAGCGAGGGGAGGUUCCCAGAAAAGCUGCAGUGAUGCAGAUAUGUGUCGAUUCUGCUUACUGUUUCGUGAUGCAUAUAUUCCACUCUGGUAUUCCUCCACUUUUACAAUCACUUUUGGAAGAUGAUACAUUAGUUAAGGUUGGAGUUUGCAUAGCAAAUGAUGCUAAAAAGAUACUUUAUGAUUACAAUGUUCACAUCAGGGUAUUAGAAGAUUUAUCAGGUCUUGCAAAUCGCAAACUUGGGGAAUAUGCAAAGAAAUGGAGCCUUUCCUCUCUAGCUGAAAUGCUUACAAGCAAACAGUUGGAGAAACCCAAUAAUAUUAGGAUGGGUAACUGGGAAGCUGAUGAACUAUCAACCACCCAAGUCAAGUAUGCUGCUACCGAUGCUUAUGCUUCUUGGUACCUCUAUCAGGUACUCCAAAGCUUUCCUGAUGCUACGGAAACUCUACACGAGACGAAGAAAUCUGACUCUUAAAAAUCAUUUUGUUAUUAUAUUUCAUUUUAUAUAAUAUCUUCAGCCAAUAUUCCUUUACUUUUCAUCCAAAUAGGCUCACAUCCUUGAUUUAUAUCAGUUAUUUGUAUGAAUUUAUUAAGGAAUAAAAUGGUUUUCUAGCUU